AAGAGAAAAGGAGGAGUGGGAGGGGGAAAGCAGACUGCCGGAGGGGGAUCGAUCAGCUGACAUUCUUGGUGCAGGAGGCGAGGGAGGCGGACGGCCGGCGGGACAGUGGCAGCAGGUGAGCACAACACCCGGCGCCGCCAUGUGCCCCAUUCACCCUCUUCUUCGACCUCAUCCGCCGUGUUAGUGCCAGUGCCAGUGCCAAGGAGGAACCCCAGGGCUUCCUCUGUCCCCUCCGAACUAUUUACCGGCAACCCCCCUCUCUCCCCCCUCCCUACCCCCACCCCUCCCACGUGCACGUGUGUUUUGCAGGUGUGUGUGUGCGUGACGCUCGACCCGGGCAUGCGGCGUGCUUAGAGUAUCAUCUCACUGUUGUUGUCUUGCCCGGAAUCGCCAUUCAAACCAUCUCACGGGAUUACCCCGCGCGAUAAUUCACGGCCAAUUGGGCUUGUCGGCUAGAUUGUUGUGGCUUGAUGGAGUGGAGUGCCAUGAUGGAGUGCCGUGCCUGAGUGCCUGACGGGGCAGCGGGGACUGCGAGAGACGGCCUUCAAUGCACUCUGGAGACCGCACUCGCCGGUCGGCUAAAAAGGGGGCGGCGGUGACAUAGAGGGCGUCCGCGUGGGUAUGACCCUGGGUGGCACUCCCUCCAGGUGGCUGCUGGAAAUGCUGCGUCACCAGGAAGAUCUUAUUGCUCAACUCGAGAAGGAAAAUGAGUUCUUAAAGCGAGAAGUGGUGUCGGUGGGCGAGGGCGUGAAGGAGAUGGCGAAAGAAAACACGGACCUGAACAGAAGACUGACGGAAUCUCUAAAUCAAGCUAUUAAUACAGGCGAAGGCUCAGACACUUCUAGCUACAACUUAGAAGAGAUGGAUGAAGCCAUUCGGAGACAGAUGACAGCACUAAGCAGGGAAAGAGCCCUUCUACAGGAGGAAGUAGGGCGUCUUGAAGGAUCCCUCGCGGCUGUGACCAAGAGAGAACAGGAGGCGCUGGCGAAGCUCAACCACGCCCUCGCUCUCGCCCAGGACACACACGCACACACGGCCAAGGUCAGAGCGAGCAGCGAGUCGGCCCUCGAGGAAGUGACCAACCUGCUUACGGUGACGCAGCAGGAGGGCAAGGAGCUGAAGCGCCAGCUGGCCGACGCCGAGGAGAGGCUGAAGAAGCAGGAGGGCAACGCCGAGGAGCGCGAGGAUCAGCAACGGCAGCGCCUUCAGCGGCUGGAGGACGAUCGGGACGACUUGGAGCAGCUCGUCUCACAGCUCAAGCAGCAGGUGCGGGACGGCGCGAGAAAGAUUACGGACCUCGAGGAGGACCUGCAAGUGGCCAAGGCGGCUCGACUCCGCCUCGAGGCCCAACUGGAGGAGCAGCGGCAGCACUCCAAGGAUGCUCACAGCAGACUGGAUCAGAUCAUUAUGGCGCGCAGCGGCGAGGCGGCGGCGGGGGCGGCGCGGGCGAGGGAGCUGGAGGAGAGGCUGAGCGUGGCCAGGCAGGACUCCAACCGCCUCCUGCUCACCAUCACGUCCUUGGCGCAGGGCACGGGCCGGACCACCGAGCUGGACACCACAGACGACGUGAAGAGUGAGCGACGAGCGGCAGAACAGCAACUGAGCGCUACCUUGGCCGCUCUCCAGACCAAACACGAAGACGAAGUGAUGAAGCUGCGGGAGGCGGCGGACCAGCAGAGCGAGGCCAUGAAGAGCCUGAAGGCGGAGGUGGAGCGCAUGAGGCAGCAGCUGGCGGAGGACAACGAGAAGUAUCGGGUGUGCUUGGAUGAGGUUGGACGGGGUCUGGCGGCUCUGAAAACCUCAAGCCCCGACCAGAAAACUCAGCCCUUCAAAGAAGCGUCCGAUGCGGCCAGCAAGGACUUGAAAGCUCUGGAGGAUUCCGACAGUGGGCUUCCGUCUGCGACUUCUACGACUCCUGCCGCCGACAGCGAAAAGGGUAGAGACGCCUCGCGCGGGACUGCCGGCAGGGGAAGGGAGGGAGUGGAGAGGGAAUCCGAAGCAACGGAUGUCGUAAAAACAGCCGAGGAAACUCCGAAAGGGGAAAAAGAAGAGUCAAAACGAAGUGAUAAAGAGGAAGAUCUGGAUAAAGACAUAAAAGCCAGCAAUGGCGGUGCGGAGGAGGGGACUGGCAACGCCAAAGGUGGAGAGGACGACAAGACGGGAGAAGAGGACGCAGAAGAGGGGCAGAACGAGGCCAAAGGCGGAGAUGACGACAAGAAAGACGACGACGCGGAAGAGGAAAAUGACAGCCCCAAAGGGGGAGACGAUGACCCGAAAGAUGGAGACGGCGACGCCAAUGACGGAGAUGACGCUGCGGGAAGGGACAACGAGCCAGACGAAGACGGCGGCGACGCCCAGGGAAACGGCGAAAAGGAAGGCGCCGACGAAGGAAAGGGGGAACCCGACGACACCCGUGGGAGCGCCGACGGCACGGAGGGAGAGGCAGAGACCAAACAGAAGGACGCAGGAGCGGGCGAAAGGAAGGAGGAGGACAGUUCAGAGGCCAAGCAAGAAGAACCCUGCGAAGACGAGGACUGUGAAAGAUGCGUGAACUGGACGGUGAUAAUGGAUUCCCUCGAGGACGCGCUGCAAGGGCCUUCAGCUGGACAUCAACAAGCAAGCGGCCCGCAUUGACAGGCUAUCGGCGAGGGAGAGGGCCCAGUGCGACAACUGCGUCAUGCAGCACCUGGUCCUCGGCGCUGUCUACAACAGGCUCGACAACGUUGACAAGUACUCUCACAUAUUGGACGACAGGAUACAGUCGCUCUCCCACAGACUGCUGAGCUGUUAGACAUUGUGAGAACAACGGGCAAGGAGAGGGACGUCCUACGCCAGGAAGUCACGUUCCUUCGUAAGAUAGUGUCGACAUCUUCGGAUCCUACAGCUGCUCUAGUCAUGCCGCCCCUCGAACCCCUG
Molecule: messenger RNA, 2916 nt
Organism: Penaeus chinensis
Lineage: Eukaryota; Metazoa; Arthropoda; Malacostraca; Decapoda; Penaeidae
Product: golgin subfamily A member 6-like protein 2
Exons: 11
Coding region: 622-2634 (670 amino acids)
Biological process (GO): centrosome cycle; neuron migration; tube formation
Cellular component (GO): centriole; centrosome
Source: RefSeq, a predicted model, not a curated record